AUGAAGAAAAGCAAAGGCCCAACAGCCGACGAGAAGCAGCAAGUGCUUGACGCACACCUCCGGGGCGACGACGGGAGCAUUGUCGCACAGCACAAUGGCAUGUCCUAUGCCACGGCAUGGAGGGUUGUCAACUCUGGUCGAACGAUGCUGUUGCCACGAGGGGGCGUUCGCACGGGGCUGAAGAAGGUCACCGCGGAGAUCCUCGAUGCGCUCGAAAAACGAUAUGCCGCCACAUUUUGGGCAUGCUUUACACAGUAA
This is a messenger RNA of Aphanomyces invadans, 258 nucleotides long. RefSeq lists its product as hypothetical. The record is from RefSeq and is a predicted model, not a curated record. Lineage: Eukaryota; Oomycota; Saprolegniomycetes; Saprolegniales; Verrucalvaceae. Bases 1 to 258 code for a protein of 85 amino acids. The transcript has 2 exons.